Messenger RNA from Anthonomus grandis grandis, 3049 nucleotides. RefSeq names its product protein asteroid-like. NCBI's taxonomy places the organism in Eukaryota, Metazoa, Arthropoda, Insecta, Coleoptera, Curculionidae. The record is from RefSeq and is a predicted model, not a curated record. Gene Ontology annotation, molecular function: nuclease activity. Bases 87 to 2753 code for a protein of 888 amino acids. The transcript has a single exon.
CUCCAAAAAAAAACAGUGGCGUCCGUCACAGUGUUGACAUGGCAUAAAAAAUUACAAAAACAAAUCGUUCAACUAAAGAAAGAAAAAUGGGGAUUCAGGGCUUCACCAAGUUCGUAAACGACCGAAGCCAUUUGUUUUACGAGAACUACGAGCUACGGGACACGACCCUCAUAAUAGACGGCCACAGUAUCUCCUGCCAAUUGUACAACUGGAAACAGUGGCAAUUCGAUGCCAGAUCUUAUAAUUCUUAUGGAGGAGACUACGAUAAAUACGCUUAUAUUGUUGAAAAUUUCUUUAUGAUGCUUCUCGAGGUAAGGGUCAAGCCUAUUGUGAUCUUUGAUGGGGGUUUUGAGCAGAGAAAACUACCCACAAUCCUAAAGAGGAUGCAGGACAAGAUUAAUAUUGCUGACAGGUUAAACCCCAAGUUGGAACUGAGGCAACCCAAUAAGGUGGUGUUUCCGUUAGCCCUGCGGGAAACUUUUAAAGAUGUACUUCGAAACAUGGAUAUUCCUAUGGUUAUGUGCGAGUAUGAAGGUGAUCAAGAAAUUGCCAGUUUAGCAAAAGCAUUGAACUGUCCUGUUUUAACUUUUGACUCGGACUAUUUUAUAUUUGGAGUGCAAUACAUCCCAUUUCGAACUGUGAAUAGUAAAGUGAGUGCCAUUGAAAACUGGAGGACAGGAAUCUAUAAAUGCAUCACAUGCAAAAUAUACAAAAUCGAUAAGUUUUUGGAUCAUUUUAAGGGUUUGCAGAGGGGCACUUUACAACUCCUGCCUGUUUUAUUAGGCAACGACUAUAUCGAUUUUAAAAUUUUUAGUCACUUUUUGAAUAGUAUAAGAGCCACAGCAAACAAGGAUAUGUUAGGCAAGAUUGAAGCAGUGUUAGACUGGCUACGGUGUGAAACCCCAGAAAGUGCAAUAAAAAAAAUAUUGGGUAGUUUUAAAAACACCAAAGAACGAUUAUUUAUUUUGAAUAAAAUUGAGAAAAUUGUUACUUCUUACUAUUAUGUUGAAACUCACUUGUUUAAGUAUUUACAUGUUGGUAGCCAUAAGGAGAAAAAUUAUGACAAAAUUCAAUUCAGUGAUUUAAGGGAGGAGGUUGAAAAUGGUGCUGGGUAUAUUGAAAAUGGUACUUACAGCCCUAAAUCAAUAACAGAGCAAGUACAAGAAAGUGUUAUACAUGACAAUAUUUUAAAUGAUAAUUCAGCAAGUGUCAAUAUGGAGUCAAUAAAAAAAGAGGCAGAGGAGGAACCUGAAUUUACACCUAAUGAACAAUCUGAUGCUCUUUUAGAACCAAAAAUAGAAGCACCUGAUCCUGAAUGUGAUGAAAAUGAUGUGGUGAUGGACGAGGGAUUAAUUAAAGUUGAUGUACCAGAUUGCAGUAUUAUCAAAGAGGAAAAUAAAAGCAAAACACAAUCUUUAAAUAAUGAUAUAUUAAUUGUUAAACAGGAAGCACAAGAUGAGAGUCUUGAUAAUACAAAAGAAGAACAUAAAAAAGUUUUAUGUAAUCCCAGUGAUAGUGUUACAGCUGAACCACUAAAUCUUCAACAAACCAGUUCUAACCAAACAGAUAGCCUUAGAUCUGACCUCAGUAAAGAGGAGUCUACUAAAAAUGGCACCCAUGGUAUCACAUUAGAAAAUGGAGAAGUUGAGCCUGAAAAUGAUUCAGAAGAUGCCAAAAUGGAAACUCAAGACAAUAUUGAAGAGGAAGAAAAAGCAACUGAAGAAGAAGAUCUCAUAGAUACAUUCAGCUUUGAAGAGACUCAUUUGGAAAAAGAUAACACCUCAAAAAAUCCAGUGUCCAAAUUGUUUUUUAAGAACUUUAUGAAGUGUUACUACCCGUCAUCAUUUAUGGACAUCCUAACUCAGGACGUUUAUUAUUGUAUACCGCAGGUUGAAAACCAUGCUGAAGAAGUGUCACAUAAGUUUUCCUUUGGUAUCUUAAGGGCCAUCCAUAGGAUACUCACAAAGGGCCAAGAGGCAGAGUUUACUAUAGUCGGUAGAGGAGAAGGUAGUAAUGUCAAAUGGUUUAAACAAGAAAAAUACCACUUGUCUCUACCUUCCAUUGAGGACAUAGAGGAGUUAACCUUGCAGGGUAGAAGAGAUGUGUUUCUUCAAAUAUUAGGUAUCAAUAAUAACUUUAUAACAUUGUUGGAAAAUUUCCCUACAGAGUGGCACACUUUUUUGUUAUCACUUAAGUUUGCUGCCUCAAAAAUCACUUUUGAUACACCACUUAUCUAUUCAUUAAUUUUAGGUUUCAUCAUUUUAAAUUACAUUGAUCAUAGGAUAGGUUUUUAUAGGUCUGUUGAGAGGUAUAAACAGAAGUACUUCUCUUACAUGCAAGCGUUACCCCCCAGUUAUGAGAGGGUGGCUUUUAGGGCUGACAAGAACUGUUUCUACUAUUUUCCAUCUGUCGAUUGUAUAGUUUUCAUGCAGAAAGUUGUUCACAUGUUCACACUAAACCCAAAAGAGAACGUGACGAGUUAUAAUAAGAAUGUGGUGCAUCAAAUUGCUCAAAUUCAAAGUGUCUUAUUACAUGUUAAAUACUUAAAUGCCUUAUUGAAGUUCCCAUAUACAAACCUGGUGCCUCAUCAGAUUAUUGAUAGCACUUUUAUUUAUAACUUAACAAAAACUUUUAAGGAAAAGUCUUCCGAAUUGGAAAAUACUUAUUUGAAUGUGUUUUUUAAAGAUUGCCCCAGUAUCUUGUCUGCUCUAAAAUAUGUUUUGAACAUGAUAAAUAAGCAAAUUAUCUUAUAGUAUUAGUAUAUUUAUUUUUAUUGUUAUGGUGGCUUAGCUCUAAACCUACAUUAUAUAUGUGAAGAUAUUUUUUUAUUUAAAAUUAAGAAGGGUUUAGAACCGUUUAGCUGUAUUUUUAUACCGAGUGUUAUACUUGUCCUUUUCUCCAAAAGCUUUUUCAAAUUAUUGUAUUGUUUUUUCAAUAUAAAUAUACUUUUGUGUAGUCGAACUAUUAUACAUUUGAAUGAUGGUUUAUUUAAUGUUUUUAUCAUGUAAAAAGUGCAGUAUUUUUGUUAAUAAAAUAAUUGUAUAUUGAA